This is a messenger RNA of Rosa rugosa (rugosa rose), 2759 nucleotides long. RefSeq names its product putative F-box/FBD/LRR-repeat protein At4g03220. The record is from RefSeq and is a predicted model, not a curated record. Gene Ontology annotation, molecular function: protein binding. The transcript has 4 exons. NCBI's taxonomy places the organism in Eukaryota, Viridiplantae, Streptophyta, Magnoliopsida, Rosales, Rosaceae. Bases 445 to 1920 code for a protein of 491 amino acids.
UGAACAAAAUUAGGGUUCUCUUCCUGCUCUCUCUACUGCGAAACUCGACCAACGAGAAUGGAGGCACAUCCACCCAUUUUAGCUCCCGCGUGAUCCUACAAGAUAGAGUAAGCUCAAGUUUUGCUGGGUUCAUCAAUGGUGGUACGUACUAGCAUCACAACACUACUCUUAUCUUUAGCCCCCCCUUUUCUUCCUUGAAGCCUUUUAGCAUAAACUGAAACCAAUUUCUCUAACAAACGCAAAGAGACGCAUGCAAUUUGGUUUCUUGAGAACAAAUGGAGUUCAAUGACUGCUGAAGUUUAGGUCAAGGACUUGAUACUAUUUGGUUCGCUGUUGAAAUGAAUGUGAUUGAUGGUGCGAUAUUUAGUUCUCAUAUCCUUGUAGGCAUGUAGUAAUUAGUAUAAGUGUAUAACCGUAACCAUCUUCUCUUACAAUUGCGAAAAGAUGCCCCAUUGUUUCAUGGAACAGAGGCCUAAGUUGAGGGGAGUUGGAGCUCCUACCAAGUGUAGGAUAGACAGAUUUACAAGCCUUCCGGACCAUCUUGUUCAUCACAUACUUUCCUUUGUUGCUAUCACUGACCUUACUCGUUUCGGUUGCGCCUCUAAAAAGUGCAGAGAGCUUUAUCUGUCAACUCCCUCGUUGAAUUUGAACGGAUUUUCUCGUGCCAAUUUGUUAAAUGGUGAUAAGCGAUUAGAGUUGUUGAGUUCUCUGGAUAGGUUCUUGUUAGUUCAUCGAGGGGUUAAUAAGCUGAAACGUUUGUGUAUCUUUUUGAAUGCUUACCGAGACAGUAAGAAUGAGGCAUUUCGAAUAAUCACAUGGAUCCACAGUGCUGUAAGGUGUAAUGUUGAAGUCCUUGAGCUUGAUAUUGGUGUACCCGAUGAGACACUGCCCUUUCCGUCGUCUGUCUUCCAUUGUGGAUCUCUGAGGUCUCUAUUGGUUAAGAUGAGCUGUCGGAUUCUUAAAGCACCCUCACUCACAUCUUUCUCUAAUCUUGAAUACUUGAAGUUGACAUAUGUUAUAAUAGGAGAUGAGGGGAUUUUCAAAUGGAUCUCUUGUUGCUGCAAAUGCAUUGAGACAUUAAUUCUUGAACAUGCUUAUGGGAUUAAAACUGUCACCAUUCAAAGCUCUUCUUUAAAAUCAUUUCGCUUUGUGAAGGAUUAUCUGGUUCGUCCCUGCAAUCUCAACAUCUCUGGUGGAAGACUUGAAGACAUAUUUAUUGACUGGGGAUUUAAUUCCGAUUUCAGCAGAUCAUUAAAUAUUUCUGCUCCAGAUCUUAAAUAUUUGAAAUGGUCAGGGAAUUUGUUGACUCAACAAAAUCUGGGGAAAAUGACCUGUUUACAGAAAGCUGAGCUCUUUCUGAAACCUGAAGCAGAUGACUUUAACAUGUUUGAGAUUCUUUGCAGCAUAAACAGGGUUGAAGUUCUUAUUCUAAACAAAGAGACCAUCAUGGCUAUGUACAAGGGAGGUUCCAUGUCAGCCCCAUUAGAAAAUGUUCAUUACUUGUCUAUUCAUAUUGGAAGUUUUCUUGACAUCCUAGUCCUCCCAAUGGCUUUGCUUCUUCAAGGAAUGCCUAAUUUGACUACUUUAGACAUGAAGUCUGACCCCUUCUUCCUUGACCCAAAUACUGAUUGUUCUGGGUUUAACAUGGGAUUUUGGAAGGUGCAAAGUCUUGAUUUUGUUCAUCAACUUAGAGAAGUAACCAUUGAGCUAUCCAGUGGAUCCAAUGGAAUCGAGUUUGCGAGGUAUAUCCUUGAGCAUGCUCAGAAUUUGAACAAAAUGACGAUUGUGCAUUCACCUCAUCAGUCUAAUGCUAUAAGGGCGUUAAAGAAAAGCAAUAUGGCUGCCAAUGCCAAAGUUGCCUAUCUGGAAGAUCAAAACAGAGGAACUGAAAAGCAAAGAGGAAGAAGGGUUGCCAGAUAAUCAAUCAUUAAAAGGUGCUAACAGGAUACAGGAUCAUAGAAUCAGAAGUAGUAGUUUUACGGGGAUUGUCGAAUCUCCUCCAGAGUUUCUCUCUCCACCUUUAGAUGCUGAAUCAACCCUUUCAAAAACAUGAGGCAUUUUGUUUCUGAUUUUUGCUAGUCUUUUUUCAUCUGGUAGCUGUUCUCUAUCAGAAGGGGAAUGUUUAUGUGUUACAUCUAUAAUACUUUGUUCUAUGUAGUGUUUCAAUUGAAGUAUAUAUAUAUAUUAGUUUCGUCUAACUGAAUUGAGUAUACUAUUAUUUAUUCUGUUUGGUGCCUGUGUACAUCAAAUCAUACUUUACCAACUUCUUUGACUUAAAAAGGUACUGAUAUGAUCCCAUAUUGCCAUACAUUAUCAAGAACUUAUUGAUAAUCAAGUACCUUGUUCUUGCAAAUGCAGUAAGAAUGUACAUCUUGAAUCUGUUAGUGGGACAAAAGAUGACCACCAUUUAGAGGUCGAUGAAUCUCCUUAUUGGAAUAGGAGUUGCCAUCUUAACUUCUCAGAUUUUUACUGGCCAGGACCUUGAUGAAUCGCCCGUAUCUGGGCACAUGAGAAUGUUUAGACUUCAGAUGAAGCUGAAAUUUUUCUGCAGCCUAAUGUUUGAUGACUUUGUCAAUGUAUAGCUUUUCAGCUUUUUUGUAUGUUAUUUUUUUGCUUAAAUCUAGGUACUUUUUCAUUUGGUCUUAUUAGUUGCUGGAUUCUUGGACCUAGAAUCAUGCUAAAUGGCUUAAAUAAGCCAGAGGUAAAUUGAAAACAUUUCCCACAAUGGUGAAGUGUAUAUUAAAACUCACGAAACUAAG